Cheilinus undulatus (humphead wrasse) is the source of this 1108-nucleotide messenger RNA. RefSeq names its product G-protein coupled receptor 4-like. The record is from RefSeq and is a predicted model, not a curated record. The transcript is spliced from 3 exons. Gene Ontology annotation, cellular component: membrane. Bases 1 to 951 code for a protein of 316 amino acids. Gene Ontology annotation, biological process: phospholipase C-activating G protein-coupled receptor signaling pathway; positive regulation of Rho protein signal transduction. Lineage: Eukaryota; Metazoa; Chordata; Actinopteri; Labriformes; Labridae. Gene Ontology annotation, molecular function: G protein-coupled receptor activity.
AUGGCAAACAUCUCUGUUAACACCAGCCUCCUGAAUGACAGCUAUGUCGACCCCUCUCAGGCUGAGUACCGUAGAUAUGUCUCCUUCAUCAUGCAUGUAGUGACAUACAUCAUCAUUUGUAUCGGUCUCCCUUUGACACUCAUGGCCAUCUAUGCUCUCUACUCUCAGGUACAGGGAGGACUUCAGAAUGUUUUUAUAACUUCUCAUCUUCUGUUUCUGUUUCUAUAUUUUCCUCAGGUAAAGAAUGGUCAUGUGGCUCCAAUCUACAUCAUCAACCUUUUCAUAUCUGACCUCAUUCAGCUCUGCUGUCUGAUCGCUUGGGAGUCUAAACCUGAGGAGCAGAUGAUAACCAACACUGUGGGCCGUACUUACAUAUGGGGUGUAUUAACUAGUAUUGGCUUCAUGGUGUGUAUUUCACUGGAAAGAUAUUUGGUCAUCGCCCACCCACUGUGGUACCGCUUCAGACGAACCAUCAGGAUCUCUGUGGCGGUCUGUGUUGUAGUCUGGAUCAUAUCUCUUGUCUUGAGUUUUACUGUGUUCCCCUGGGUUACUAGGUUUGUUGCACGAAUCAUCCUCUCCAUCUUCUUCAUCAUUCCCUUCCCACUGUUCAUAUUCUUCCUGGUUGGGACCCUCAGAGCUCUCUCUACUUCUGUCUCAGUCCCCUCUGAUGAAAAACAGAGAAUCGUGGCAAUCUUAGUCCUGGUGCUGCUGAUUUAUACCCUGCUGUUCCUGCCGUACAUUUUUGUCAUCACUGUAGGAAUAUACAGCUAUGAUGACACUCUACGUCUCCUGUCCCUCAUGUUUGUAAGGCUGAGUCCACUUGCAGACUUACUUCUGUACGUUUUCAUCAAAAAAGAGACCUUUGGGAAGCUUUGGACCUCUGUGUGCUGUUGCAGAAAGGAGAACAAUGACACCAACAACACCAACACAAUCAAUCUAGACCACAUGUAGACCAGUGGUUGUCACUUAGGGGGGCGGAGCCAAGAAGUAGCUCAUUGAUCUGUUUUCAGAAGGUCACAAAUAUAGGGGCCAGAAGUUAUGGAUGUCUGAGUGAGCCCAUGUAUAUAUUUGAUUUACUCCAUUUUCCUAUAAUAAGGAGUAAAUUUAG